AAACAAAAACAGCUGCGAAAAAAAUGUAAACAAAAAAAAAUUUGGGAAUUUUUAGAAAAUUUAAAAAAAAUUAUAUUAUAGCCAGAAAAAUGUUGAAUAAAGAUUUAAAAAUAAGUUUAUGUCGCACCUGUUUACAGUAUUUUAACGAAGGAAAGACUUUCGAUAUUUUCCAAACCUUGGAUUUAGCUCAAAAGUUGAUGCAAUGUUCCGGUCUAACAAUGGUGGCCUCCGAUGAAUAUCCUCAUUAUGUGUGCGAACGGUGUUAUGAACAAAUUUUAUUAUUUUAUGAAUUUCAACAAAUGUGCCGCAAUUCCUUGGAUAAAUUUAAUGAUUUAUUAAAAACUAAGCAGGAGCUGGAUGAAGAAGCAAGUCAAUUGGAAUUGGAGGAAGUUGUGGUUGCAGCAAAAGAUCCCUUAAAUGUUGAUCGGAAGCCGUUAAAUCUUAUAGAGACGAAUUUUAAAGAGAUUUCACAAGAAAUUGAAAUUCAAGAAGAAGAAUAUUUGGAAAAGAAAAAAAGAGGUAGGCCUCCUAAAAAGAAAAUUGUUAUUGAUAAUCCGCAAGGAAAUGUGGAGAGCAAAAGUCAAAGCAGCAGUUUAAUACAGCAAGAAAAUAUUAGUAUUACUUUAAAAAAUGAAACUGUUAAGGAAUAUAAAGAAGAGUUUUUAUUUAAUGAAGAAUAUAAGGUUAAUUUGGACACUACAGGAGCGAAAGCAAAUGUUGUAACAGAAGAACAAGUAACAGCAAAUAAAGAACAUACUAAUGUUCAGGAAAAAUUAGAGGAAAAGACUCUUUCCGAUACCGAAAGCUGUUCUUCAACACAAGAAAGCUUUACUCCUGAAAAGCCUAAACAUCAAUGUGAUCGCUGUAAUGAAAGCUUUAAUGCGCUACACCGUCUUGAAGCCCACAAACGAGAACAUGAUGGCUUACCUCCUUACUCUUGCUACUACGAAGGCUGCAAACGUUCCUUUAAUCGCUGGCAUAACUAUAACAGACAUCAAAAGGAACAUAAGCUUGCAGUAGACCAAACCUACAAAUGUGAUGUGGAUAAUUGUGAAAGAGUUUAUAAGAAUAAAUCUGCCCUAAAUGUCCACAAACGUAAAUAUCACAAUUUGGGUCCCGAACUUAAGACCCAUAUGUGUGAAGUUUGCGGUAAAGUAUUCAAAUCAUCGGCCGUUUUAAAUGAUCACCACUAUACCCAUAUUGAUAGGACACAACUGCCUUAUGCCUGUGAAGAGCCGAACUGUAGUAAACGUUUUUCCAAUAAAGAAAAACUAAAGGUGCAUAAAAUGCGUCAUGCCGGUAUUAAGAACUUUAGCUGUCCCUAUUGUGGUAUGCUUAAGACAACACGCAAUGAACUGAAAAUACACAUUAACUAUCACACCCUGGAAAGAACUUGGCCUUGUCGUUUUUGCCCCAAAGUCUGUAAUAGUGCGGGCAAUUUGAAAAUGCACGUGAGGAAUAUGCACGAAAGAGCUAAAGAUUUUGCUUGUCGUUUUUGUGACAGGACUUUUGCCAAAGCAGAUACUAAGAAGUACCAUGAAAUGACUCAUACGGGAGAAAAGCCACAUCAGUGCAAGGAAUGUGGUAAAAGAUUUGUUCAGCCGGCGGCCUUAAGGACCCAUCGCAAGAUACAUUUGAGACAGAAGGCGAAUUUGGAGGUUAAAGAGAAGUGUGGCCAGAAGAUUGAAGGGCGGGAGGGGCAAAAUCCAUCACAGGAAGUGGUGGAGGAGACUUUUAUAACUGAUGCUAUAGUGGCAGAGAUUUUAAGUGACCACCAGUGACCAAUAUUCUUAUUUAAAGCUAAUAAAUAGUUUUUUUGAAGAAUUUCUUGAAAAUGUUUCUUUUUGUAACAAAAGGAUAUAAAUUAGUUUAAUAUCUUAUUU
This is a messenger RNA of Lucilia sericata (common green bottle fly), 1883 nucleotides long. RefSeq names its product putative zinc finger protein 730. The transcript is spliced from 2 exons. Lineage: Eukaryota; Metazoa; Arthropoda; Insecta; Diptera; Calliphoridae. Gene Ontology annotation, cellular component: nucleus. Bases 90 to 1781 code for a protein of 563 amino acids. Gene Ontology annotation, molecular function: zinc ion binding. The record is from RefSeq and is a predicted model, not a curated record.